CAUUAGGUGCGAACCAACACUGGGGGAGCACUUGCCAGUUGUCAUUUGGUUUUCAUUGCAAACGGAACGAAACGAAACGGAACGGCACUGCACACGUGGAUUGUUGUGUUUCUGCUUUUGGAUAUUGCAUCAGCCGAGGACUCACCUCGACAGAAUUUCCUUGGCAAUGGCGGCUGGGGUGUUCAAGAGCUUUAUGCGGGAUUUCUUUGCGGUCAAAUACGAUGAUAAAGAGCAUGAUCCGGAAGCACAGCGACUGGAUGGCAGCGGUCGUUACUAUCCCAACUGUUCCUCGGAUGUCUGGCUGCGCUCCUGCGAGCGUGAGAUUGUGGAUCCCAUUGAGGGUCAUGCCAGCGGCCACAUACCCAAGUGGCUCAAUGGCAGCCUGCUGCGCAAUGGUCCCGGCAGCUGGAAGGUGGGCGAACAGCGCUUUGGCCAUCUCUUCGACUGCUCCGCGCUGCUGCAUCGUUUUGCCAUAAGGAAUGGACGCGUGACCUACCAGAGCCGCUUCGUGGACACGGAGACACUGCGCAAGAAUCGCGCAGCUCAGCGGAUUGUUGUGACGGAGUUUGGCACGGCAGCGGUGCCGGAUCCUUGUCAUUCGAUUUUUGACAAAUUUGCGGCUAUCUUUAGACCGGAUAAUGGCACGGAUAACUCGAUGAUAUCCAUUUACCCCUUUGGCGAUGAGUAUUACACGUUUACUGAGACUCCCUUUAUGCAUCGCAUCAAUCCCUGCACUCUGGCCACUGAGGGACGCAUCUGCCUGAGCGACUAUGUGGGCGUGGUCAAUCACACUUCGCAUCCGCAUGUGCUGCCCAGCGGCACAGUCUACAAUUUGGGCACAGCAAUGACCAAGUCCGGGCCGGCGUACACCAUCAUAUGCUUCCCCAAGGGCCAGCACAUGUUCGAGGAGGCGCACGUGGUGGCCACGCUGCCAUGCCGCUGGAAGCUGCAUCCCGGCUAUAUGCACACCUUUGGCAUCACCGAGCACUAUUUUGUUAUUGUGGAACAGCCGCUGUCCGUGUCGCUCACGGAGUACAUCAAGGCGCAGCUGUCCAAUCAGAAUCUGUCCGCGUGUCUCAAGUGGUUCGAGGACAAGCCAACGAUCUUCCAUUUGAUUGAACGUUCGAGCGGCAAGCUGCUGCAGUCCUACGAGUCGGAGUCUUUCUUCUACUUGCACAUCAUCAACUGCUUCGAGCUGGAUGGCCACGUUGUGGUGGACAUUUGCAGCUACAAGAAUCCCGAGAUGAUCAACUGCAUGUACCUGGAGGCCAUUGCCAAUAUGCAAACGAAUCCCAACUAUGCCACGCUCUUUCGCGGUCGUCCACUGCGAUUUGUGCUGCCUCUCGGCACCAAGAUGCACAGCCACGAGACGGGCUCAGCGGCGGGUAGGAGACGCCUCAUCAAGUCUUUGUCGCUGGCGGGUCUAAGCAGCGCUCAACCUUCGAGAACGCUGAAGCAUUCCGUGUCGCAGUAUGCGGAUAUUACCUACAUGCCCACCAAUGGCAAGACUGCAGGGGAGCAUCCCGACGAAGAGCUGCCACAGCGUGAAGUUAAGCGUGGGCGCUACGAGCUGGAGGCAGCCAUUAAUCUGGUGACCCUCGAAAACAGUCGCGCGGAGGCUUACCAGGAUCCACGUGGCAUCUUCUUGCGUCCCGAAAUGCUCUGCGAUUGGGGCUGCGAGACGCCGCGGAUCAACUAUGACAAGCACAAUGGCAAAGACUAUCGCUACUUUUAUGCCAUAAGCUCCGAUGUGGAUGCACCCAAUCCGGGCACGCUCCUCAAAGUGGACGUGUGGCAAAAGACGAGCCUCAGCUGGUGCGAGGAGAAUGUCUACCCCAGUGAGCCCAUUUUUGUGCCCUCGCCGCAGCCGCAGAGCGAGGAUGAUGGCGUCAUACUCGCCUCCAUGGUCGUGGGUGGACUCAACGAUCGCUACGUGGGCCUCAUUGUGCUCUGUGCCAAGACCAUGACGGAGCUGGGACGCUGUGACUUUCACACCAGCGGACCAGUGCCCAAGUGCCUGCAUGGCUGGUAUGCGCCAAGUGCGGAUUAGGUUUGAUCUUACUCUGAUUUUGUGUAUUAGAAUUAAAACUUUGGAUUCAAGACAUUGGCAAUAAACUCGUGCCACUUGCGCUGAAAGAUGCGA
Molecule: messenger RNA, 2143 nt
Organism: Drosophila subobscura
Lineage: Eukaryota; Metazoa; Arthropoda; Insecta; Diptera; Drosophilidae
Gene: ninaB
Product: carotenoid isomerooxygenase
Exons: 4
Coding region: 167-2050 (627 amino acids)
Biological process (GO): retinal metabolic process; carotene catabolic process
Molecular function (GO): carotenoid dioxygenase activity; beta-carotene 15,15'-dioxygenase activity
Source: RefSeq, a predicted model, not a curated record